AUGUUCACAAGUCCGGUAGAUUCAGCAGAUCCACUGCUGCCCUACUACUACAAGCAUGUCCCAGAAAUCAUUGGCGGUAUUGAAGUGCCACCCAUAACCGACGAUUGGGUUGAGAAUUACCCCAGUGUUGUUGACCGCUUUUACACGCGCUACUAUUACAUCAAGGAAAGCCCAGACCCAGCUCCUUACCAAGUACUUUUCCACUCAAAUCGCGUAUGCUUGAUUUGCUUGGCCCCAGAGCAUCCAGCAUUAAAAGCAGGCAUCAAAUCAUUCACCUUCGACAUUGGCAAUACAGACCGUAGCAAAAAUACGGUGAAAGGAAAAGGUAAAAAGGGUGGUAUGGUACUUCAGCACGACUCUACAUUAGCCAUACUGACCACAGAGCAAGAUAAAGCCUACAAGAUACCCAGUUGUGUGCAAAGCAAACUAGUCGAAGUUAAUACGGCAUGGGUUGACGAACCAAAAGGAUUGGAAACCGCCGCCGAGGGUGAAGGUUAUGUGGCCAUUGUACUGCCAAAACCUGAGGAUUGUGCGAAUAUUAAGCGACGUCUAUUAACACAAGAACAAUACGCAGAGAAAUGGGCUCAACUACAAGAAAAUAUGACUUCAACGUUAGAAAUUAUGUAAGCAGCAGUGUUGGCUGUAAAAAACAGUGCACAUAAUUGCAGAAGAACAGUUUUGGUGGUUAUAAGGGAAGCAUAUUGAAUUGAAUACAUAUUACUUGUAUUACGUUGAUAUUUUUUAAAUAAAAUUGUUUUAUUGUUCCCAAA
Anastrepha ludens (Mexican fruit fly) is the source of this 770-nucleotide messenger RNA. RefSeq names its product protein Abitram. Gene Ontology annotation, biological process: regulation of filopodium assembly; dendrite morphogenesis; regulation of actin filament polymerization. NCBI's taxonomy places the organism in Eukaryota, Metazoa, Arthropoda, Insecta, Diptera, Tephritidae. The record is from RefSeq and is a predicted model, not a curated record. Gene Ontology annotation, cellular component: dendrite; nucleus; lamellipodium. The transcript has a single exon. Gene Ontology annotation, molecular function: actin filament binding; actin monomer binding. Bases 1 to 627 code for a protein of 208 amino acids.